Molecule: messenger RNA, 1218 nt
Organism: Papaver somniferum (opium poppy)
Lineage: Eukaryota; Viridiplantae; Streptophyta; Magnoliopsida; Ranunculales; Papaveraceae
Exons: 6
Coding region: 173-994 (273 amino acids)
Source: RefSeq, a predicted model, not a curated record
UCGAAGUUGUGAGUCGUGAAGUUGUGAUGAACAAGUAGUAGUAGGUGUUGAACCCUUCGUUGUUGAUUAAACAAAAAUUAAAGUCAAUGUCAUGGCGUAUUCUAGACAAAUAUCGUCGUUUUUGACGUUCCUUGUUGAUUUUGCUCAGAGAAGAAGAAAUUGAAAGAAAUUAAUGGAGAAAAGAAGGAGCUUCAAAUUGAAGCUGCAAUUACCGCUCUUUCUUUUCAUCACUUCAUCAUAUCUUUCUUCCACAUUCUCACUUGAUUUCCCACCUUCUUCUCAUGGAUGCUUCUGGACGGAUUCUUGUCAGAAUAAAUGGUUCGGAGGAUGUGGUGCAGGUCAUGUCUUAAUAGACUACUCAGAUGACUGUAAUGGACUUUGCCCGCAGCCUGGAUAUGAUUCAUGCCAUCCAUUUUACACUCAUUUUCACUGUUGCAAAUCAGAAGCCCCAAAGGUGACUGAUAAGUGUGCAAAAUGUAAAAGUAAGGUAGACUUUGGUGAUGAGUACGUAUGUUGUAUGGACUGUUCAGAUCCUUCUAUCACAGACAAAACUGCCAAAGUUGGUUAUUGUAAGACAGGGGCGGAGUUAGCUGUUCAGCAAAAACCACAAGAAACAUUUAAGUGGGUUACUGGCCCAUGGAUGCCAUGUUCAUCUCCUUGUGAUGGAGGGGUUCGGUAUCGAGAUAUGGAAUGUUAUGGGCAAUUGGAGGAUAUGUCCGUUCCACAUUAUCCAGUGGAUGAAAGUAGAUGCUCCAGGGAAGAAAUGCCACCUGAGCAGGAGGCCUGCAACUUGAAAAGCUGUGAAGAUAUGGCUGAAAGUGAUUCUUUAGAAAGCAGCAAACAUAGUGGCAUGUCUGCUUGGUUGGUUAUGCUGCUUAUUUUAGUCAGCAUUUCAGCUAUCGGUGGUCUUGGGUAUGCAGGUUACACUUCAUACAAGAGGAGAACCUCAACUCAACAAGGAUUUGUAUAUAUCAUGUUGGAAGGAUAUUCGUAAGUUUUCUGUUGGAGAUUAUAGAAGUCAAGCUAAAUAUGCAUACCAUAUUGUAAACCUUUACAUUAUCAGAGUUCCAAUUCAUGUUCAAAUUAUUUUUGAUAUAUAAUAAUCAUAGAAUUGAUUGAUGUUGGAGUUCCAGUUUUACUUACUUGUAUAAAGGAGAAUGAUAGGAGCCUCUUUGUAAGUUUCAAAAAAAGAAAGAAAAUACGAGCCUCUUUGCUUCA